GCUGACAGCGGCUGGAGCUCGCUGCACGAGCUCAUUUGGCGAGUUUUCACCUCUGCGCUCCUGUAACGGGCCGCAGCGUCUUUAAGGAGAGCGGGUGUCUAAGUGAAGAAGUGUAGCGUGAGAAACUAGUGCUGGCCGACUCUGUUAUUGACCGCGCCAACUGUCCCGCGCAGCCAUGGCCUCCGCCACCUCCACCCCGGUCAGCUCGACGAGCCGUGGCCCCCGCACGACGAGGCGCAGCGCGGCCGGCGCGUCGCAGUCGCCGUCCUCCUCUGGCUCCAGCCCCACCCGCAUGAGCCGCGUCCAGGAGAUGGAGGAGCUGCGGCAGCUCAACGACCGGCUGGCCGCCUACAUCGAGCGCGUGCGCCAGCUCGAGAGCGACAAGAGGUGCAUGCAGCGGCUGCUGGAGGAGAAGGAGGACUGCAGUGCGCGGGAGGUGGGCAGCAUGCGGCUCCUCUACGAGACCGAGCUGGCGGACGCGCGCAAGGUGCUGGACACCACGGCCAAAGACAGGGCCCGGCUGCAGAUCGAGCUGAGCCGGCUGUCCGAGGAGCAUGCGCGCUUGCAGACGAGGAACAAUAAGACGGAGUCCGACCUGACCACAGCGGUGGAGCGAUGGAGAAGCGUCGAAGCAGCUCUCAACUCCAGAGAGGCUGAAUUUGCAAACCUGCUGUCAGAAAACCGGAUACAAGAAAAGGAAAUGCUUGAGCUCAAGGCUCAGGUUUCCAAUCUGGAAGGAGCCCUGCAGCAUGCCAAGACUCAGCUUCACGAGGAGAUGCUGCACAGGGUGGACCUGGAAAACCAGCUACAGACGGCCCAUGAACAAAUGGACUUUCAGAAACACAUCAGUGAAGAAGAGGUGAAGGAAAUGCGGACACGUCACGAGUCGAGGCUACUGGAAGUGGAGUCCGGACGAAAAAAGGAGUUUGAGAGCAAACUGGCUGAAGCCCUGCAGCAGCUCCGACAGGAGCAUGAGGUCCAAGUCCUCCAGUACAAGGAGGAGCUGGGGAAGACCUUUGGUGCCAAGCUGGAGAACGCUCAACAAGCAGCAACUAAGCACAGUGACCUUGUCAGCUCAACCCGGGAGGAGCUUGCUGAUAACAAGAUGAAGCUGGAUAACCUGGCAGCGCAGCUCAGCCAGACACAGAAGAAGAAUUGCACCCUGGAGAUCAGAGUGCGGGACCUAGAGGAUACAUUAGACCGGGAGCGGCGAGCCAGCCAGAGACGCAUGUUAGAGAAGGACCAGGAAAUGUCUGAUAUGAGGCAGCAAAUGCAGGCUCAGCUGGAGGAUUACGAGAACCUACUGGAUGUGAAGUUGGCGCUAGACAUGGAGAUCAAUGCCUAUAGGAAGAUGCUGGAAGGAGAGGAACAGAGGCUUCACCUGUCUCCCAGUCCCUCGCAGCACGGUGCUGUGGCCCGCACACAUAUGCCGGCCUCCCAGAGGACGAGGGGCAGGAAGCGCAAGAUGGAGGGAAGAUACUCCGGCUCGUCCGGGUACAAGAUCUCUCAGCAUGCCUCAUCUCGGGGGAGUGUUUCCAUCGAUGAGAUCGACCUCGAAGGAAAUUACAUCAAGCUUCGGAACAAUUCUGACACAGAUCAACCUUUAGGUGGGUGGGUCAUAAGGAAGAGCCAUAGGACUGCCCCAGAUAUUGUCUUCCAGAUCCCACCUUCAUACGUUCUGAAUGGAAGACAGACUGUGACAAUUUGGGGCUCCAGUGCUGGGGUUACCUCCAACCCUCCCAGUGAUUUGGUGUGGGGGACCCAGCAAAAUUGGGGUGCGGUCGACGAUGUCCGGGUUGUCCUCGUAAAUGCUCACGAUGAGGAGAUAGCAGAGCGAAGGCUGCUAUGUGUAGCACAAGGCGGAGGAGGGGACUCUGAGGUGGAGCUGGAGGAAGAGGAGGCCAUAGCUGUCAGCGAAGGGCAUCUCCGUCGACAGGGUCAGCAUGGAGCGGAGGAAGCCAGCUGUGCUGUAAUGUAACAGCUGUCGUCUCACCUGGAAAUCCCGUAUUUGAAUGUGCUACUUGGAAUGGUUCCUGCUGCCUGUGAACUUGUUUGGAAGCUUAUAGUGUCAGAGAAUACCAUUCUUGGAGCUGCAGGCCACAAAUUGGCUGGUGCUGUAACAUGACCAGUGAUGCACACAGAGAGCUCUUAUCUCCUGGCAGACCGUUGGUUUUCAGCCAGGCCUUUACCUGCAGCCAUCAUGUGAAGUGUUUAGAGCUUGAGACUGGUUUUGUAAUACUUUCCAAUCAUCCCUCCUUAAUGGUUAAAUGAACAUAGGUAAGAAUUAGAGCACAGAUGUAUGAUUGUGCCUCCUUUGGGCAGGAAGCAUUACAUUUUUCCAUUUUGUGGUUAUUGUGUAAUGCCAUUUUUCUUAGCGCAAGCUGGAUGCCAGUUUUAUGAUGGUGAGAUACAGUUAGCUGUCAUGUGUCUUAGAACUCAUUGACUGUACCAUAUGGAGAAAUGCCCAGAAUAACUACAUUAAUUUAUACUUACUAUUAUUCAUCCUGUUGCCUUUUUUGUGGAAUGAUUUCAAAUGCACUUGUAUAUCUUUUGAACAUAAUUUGGGUACUAAUAUUUAUAUAAGGCUUCAUAAGGCCACUUGGAAAGGUUGUCUGCCUUUGAGCCAAAGAACUUUAUUUUUAAUAAGGUGGAGAGUUGUGGAGUGUGAGUAUUUAUUUAAAUGUUACACAGGGAGACUUGUGUCCUGAUGUCAGUAUUGUAAUUUGCCAAAAGUGGAGUGUACUGGUGCCCAGUGAGGCGUUUGACUGCUUCGAUUUGAGGAUUCUCAUUCGAUAUUUUUUCAGAUCCUAUGGAGGAAAAAUUUGCUCGUCUGAUAUUAAGUGGCCUUUAAUUUUCCACUGCUUAACAAAUGCUAAAUGUUAUCCUAUUUUCAAUAAAAUCUACACUAUAUACUAUGUAUGUCCUUUUCUUAUUCCAUAUACUGUGUUGCCUGCCAGCAAAAUGAGCUGCUACAAUUUAAGCAUGGUGCACUUAAACCAACAGUACAAUAUUCUUCUCAUAAUAAAGAUUUUUACUGAAUCAAUUACUGUAAUUCAUUGGUUUGUUUGGUUAAAUGUGGUAUGUUGAAUAGACCCCAUGCGUAGGCGAGCUGAUUACAGGGCUCUACUGGAAAAAAUGCAGUGUGCUUGCUUUUAAAAAAGGAUGGAGCCAUUUCAUAGCCAGGUACAGUACUUAUUGUGUUUUACCAAGGUGCAUCAGAUGUAGGGCUCUCCUAAAUACAUUUUUUUUUGUUUUUUUUU
Scleropages formosus (Asian bonytongue) is the source of this 3260-nucleotide messenger RNA. It is a transcript of the gene lmnl3, whose product is annotated as lamin L3. NCBI's taxonomy places the organism in Eukaryota, Metazoa, Chordata, Actinopteri, Osteoglossiformes, Osteoglossidae. Gene Ontology annotation, biological process: protein localization to nuclear envelope; nuclear pore localization; nuclear migration. The transcript has 12 exons. Gene Ontology annotation, molecular function: structural constituent of cytoskeleton. Bases 176 to 1978 code for a protein of 600 amino acids. The record is from RefSeq and is a predicted model, not a curated record. Gene Ontology annotation, cellular component: nuclear lamina; nuclear envelope.